UUUGAGCCCCUCAGCAAAGCACACGUAUAUACCAUACUGUUCAAAUUCUGAUCCCAAAACAUGCCGGUCGACAGCCCCUCACCUGCCAGCCAGACCAUCUGUGUCACCGGCGCUGGUGGCUUCAUCGCCUCCUGGAUCGUCAAACUUCUUCUUGAAAAGGGGUACACAGUUAGAGGCACUGUUCGGAACCCAGAUGACCCCAAAAAUGCUCACCUGAGAGAGUUGGAGGGGGCAAAAGAGAGGCUGAUUCUAUGCAGAGCCGAUCUUCUGGAUUAUGAAGGUCUCAAGGAUGCCAUUAAUGGGUGUGAUGGGGUUUUCCACACGGCUUCACCCGUGACUGAUGACCCUGAACAAAUGGUGGAACCAGCGGUGGAUGGGACUAAGAAUGUGAUAAUUGCGGCAGCGGAGGCCAAAUGCCGGCGGGUGGUGUUCACAUCGUCGAUUGGGGCAGUGUACAUGGACCCCAACCGGAGUCCUGAUGUUGUGGUGGAUGAAUCCUGUUGGAGCGACCUCGAAUACUGCAAGAACACCAAGAAUUGGUACUGUUUUGGGAAAGCAGUGGCUGAGCAAGCAGCAUGGGACAUAGCAAAGGAAAAAGAGGUGGACCUGGUGGUGGUGAACCCAGUAUUAGUGCUGGGACCGUUGUUGCAGCCAACCGUGAAUGCUAGCAUUGUUCACAUUCUCAAGUACUUGACAGGGUCAGCAAAGACCUAUGCCAACUCGGUUCAAGCUUAUGUGGAUGUCAGGGAUGUGGCAUUAGCCCACAUUCUUGUCUAUGAGAAUCCCUCUGCCUCUGGCCGCUACCUCUGCGCUGAGAGCGCUCUCCAUCGGGGUGAAUUGGUAGAGAUUCUGGCCAAGUUCUUCCCCGAAUUUCCCAUCCCAACCAAGUAAGUGAAAGCUCUAGUUUUAAUUCGUUAUUUACCCACGGAGUUUGUCAUUUGAAACAUCAACGCCAUGGUUCCCCACAAGUUUGUCUUACAGCCUUGCACCAUAAGAUAAGGAUAUAAUGGAAUAAUGGAGCAGAUAGACCCAAAGUCCACUAGCAAUUUUGUUCAAAAAAUGGUCCCGUCAAUGAUUGGCAAAACAUAUUUUUAACCCUUUAUUUUAUUAAAUUAGUAGAUUUUAG
This is a messenger RNA of Rubroshorea leprosula, 1126 nucleotides long. The record is from the annotation of a GenBank genome assembly. Lineage: Eukaryota; Viridiplantae; Streptophyta; Magnoliopsida; Malvales; Dipterocarpaceae.